AUGGCGAAAUAUCGGUCCCGGUCCCGGUCCCCGGGCACAUCAAGCAAGAGAUAUCGUGAGGAUGACCGAUACGACAGGAAUCGAAGCAGGAGCAGAGAGAGAUACUACGACCGUGAACGCGACCGUUACCGUGAGGAUAGGCACCGAGGCGGUAGGGAUAGACGAGACCGCUCCAGGGAUAGAUUUCGUGAUCGUGACCAUCGACAUAGGAUAAGAUCCCCCGACCGAGCCCGCGAUUCCCGAGACCGAUCGCGAUCCAGAUCCCCUUCCCACCGCGCGAGAUAUAGCGACAGACGAGACCGCGAUCGGGGAGAAGACUCUAAGCGCAAUAGUCGUCAUGAGUCACCAGCUACGCCUGCACCAUCCGCUCCACAAACUGAAGAGGACAAAAAACGCGAGAGAUUAGAGCGACUGGAGGCCUGGAAGAAGAAAAAGGCCGAAGCAGAUCAAGCAAAGGCCAACGCCUCAAUUUCCCUUAGAGCAGACCAAUCCAUCCUCUCGCCGACAACAAAUACGGCCCCGCUUGCCCCAGCUAAAGAUGAAGAUUCAACUAGUCUAAAAGCGUCCACCCCCAUUUCUGAGAAACAAAAGGAUUCCAACGCUGACAGAUUACCUCCAGCUUCGAGAAAGCCAACUUUAGGCAAGUCUGAUCUUGAAAUAUCGAAGGCCGCAAUCCCGGUGCUUGGGUUGUCGGGAUUCGGGUUCAAAGGUAGCUCCAAGAAGCCAGGAACAGAGUCAAAAGGGAAACGUGCUCUUGAUUUUGGUGAUGAGGACGUUGCUAGGAAGAAGCUCGAAAGACUUCCUUCUCCAAAACCGGAUGAUAUCAACACCGCUACCGGCGAGCCGCCAGUUGAUGAAGGGGAUGAUGAUGUUGAUAUGCAAGACGACCUCGAGGCUUUACGUGCUGCGGCUGUUGAGCGUGGCGAAAGAAUGCAGAUUGACGAAACUGUCCCAGAGACUCAAAGUCAGAUGAACACGGAAAAGGAAGAAGAUAUCGAUCCUCUAGACGCCUUCAUGUCGAACAUUGCAUCAACGGCCACAGGGGUCCCCAAACCUCAAAAAGGACCCGCUCUCGCCGAGGCCAUGUUUGGAGACGACGACGAUAAUCUCACGGCUAUUGUAAACGACCCGGACGAUAUCCUAGCGAUGGCAUCCAAGAUGAAGAAAAAGAAAGAACUACCAACAGUUGAUCAUUCUAAAGUUCAGUAUGAGCCUUUCCGCAAGAGUUUUUACGUUGAACCUGCCGAGCUCGCAGAUAUGUCAACUCAGGAAGUCAAUGAUCUCAGGUUGGUGUUAGAUGGCAUCAAAGUCAGAGGUGCAAACUGCCCAAAGCCUGUCCAAAAAUGGAGUUUGCUUGGGCUGCCCUCUGCUACCUUAGAUGUAAUCAACAAAUUGGAGUACGAGAAACCCACCUCAAUCCAGGCACAAGCUAUCCCCGCAAUCAUGUCCGGGCGCAACGUGAUUGGUGUUGCGAAAACUGGAUCAGGGAAAACAAUGGCCUUUUUGCUCCCUAUGUUCCGCCAUAUCAAAGACCAAAGGCCCCUCGAGAAUCUGGAGGGCCCUAUUGCUCUUGUCAUGACUCCCACUCGAGAACUCGCCACCCAAAUCUUCAAAGAAAGCAAGCCUUUCCUAAAAGCUCUAAAUUUAAGGGGAGUUUGCGCAUACGGCGGGUCACCUAUCAAAGAUCAAAUCGCGGAGCUGAAAAGAGGAGCUGAGUUUAUUGUAUGCACCCCGGGACGAAUGAUCGACCUCCUUGCGGCAAACUCUGGCAGGGUAACGAAUUUGAAAAGAGUCACGUAUGUUGUACUCGAUGAAGCAGAUCGAAUGUUUGAUAUGGGGUUUGAACCCCAAGUUAUGAGAAUCAUUGGGAACAUUCGACCGGACAGACAAACGGUCUUGUUUUCGGCUACCUUCCCCUCGCAGAUGGAAGCGCUUGCACGCAAGGUAUUAAUCAAACCAGUUGAGAUAGUCGUCGGAGCGCGAAGUGUAGUAGCCGCGGAAGUAAGCCAGAUUGUUGAAGUAAGGACGGAAACUACUAAAUUCGCCAGGCUGCUCGAAAUUCUAGGCGAGCUCUACGAUAAGGAGGAUGAUGCCCGGUCACUUGUGUUUGUUGACAGACAAGAGUCAGCUGAUUCUUUACUCAGUGAUCUCAUGAAACGGGGCUAUGCGACAAUGUCCCUCCACGGAGGUAAAGACCAAAUUGACAGAGACUCGACGAUUUCCGAUUUCAAAGCCGGGGUAAGCCAAGUACUAGUUGCAACAUCCGUAGCAGCACGCGGUUUGGACGUCAAGCAGCUUAAGCUAGUCGUCAACUACGACUGCCCCAACCACAUGGAAGACUAUGUACACCGAGUUGGUAGGACUGGCCGUGCGGGCAACAAGGGAACCGCAGUGACAUUCAUCACACCCGAUCAGGAAAGGUAUGCCCAUGAUAUUGCAAAAGCACUGAAGCUAAGUGGGCAAGACGUCCCAGAAGAGGUCCAGAAACUUGUCAGCUCCUUUACGGAGAAAGUCAAAGCCGGUAAAGAAAAGGCCAGCAGCUCAGGGUUCGGAGGUAAAGGUCUCGAUCGACUUGAUCAAGAGCGUGAGACGGCAAGAAAAAGGGAACGAAAAGCCUACGGUGAAGAAGGAAACGAAGGAGAAGAGCCAGACGCCGAGGGCGAGGAAGUCAAAACUAAAACGGCCAUUGCCGCAACCACUACUGGGUCUAAAGGCCCUAAUCUCGAUGAUGCCAUUGUCGUCCAUAAACGUGACCCCGCGGCGUUGGCAGCGUUGGCAGCGGCGGCGGCGGCGGCGGCAGGCAGUCCCUCAGGAGCUUCAAACGCAGCUGCGGCGAAUUCAGUGCUUGACAAGGUUCUUGCUGCUACAUCUGACAUCCAAAAGCGCCUCACCAAAGCAAAUGUGCUACGAUCGGGUGCCCCUAUCGACAACAAAGGGCCUGACGCUGGGGCAUAUCAUGCGACUCUGGAGAUCAAUGAUUUCCCUCAGAAGGCAAGAUGGGCUGUCACAAACCGUACCAACAUUGCCAAAGUUUUGGAGGCAACGGGUACCUCUAUUACAACGAAAGGUUCAUACUACGCGGCAGGAAAAGCACCAGCGGCCGGACAAGACCCCAAAUUAUACAUCCUUGUUGAAGGAGAUACAGAACUCGUCGUUACUAAUGCUAUGAGGGAGUUGAAGAGACUUUUGGCUGAAGGUACCGCAGCGGCGGUGGAUAGCGAGAAUAGGGCAGUGACGACCGGAAGGUACAAUGUCCUUUAA
Molecule: messenger RNA, 3261 nt
Organism: Orbilia oligospora ATCC 24927
Lineage: Eukaryota; Fungi; Ascomycota; Orbiliomycetes; Orbiliales; Orbiliaceae
Exons: 8
Coding region: 1-3261 (1086 amino acids)
Molecular function (GO): ATP binding; RNA helicase activity; nucleic acid binding
Source: RefSeq, a predicted model, not a curated record